Molecule: messenger RNA, 2733 nt
Organism: Cladocopium goreaui
Lineage: Eukaryota; Dinophyceae; Suessiales; Symbiodiniaceae
Source: the annotation of a GenBank genome assembly
AUGCUCAUCAGGGACGCAUGGCUGAUGUGUACGCACGAGAUGCAGAAGCUAGGUGAGCUUGAACAGGUGAAACAGCAGUCAGAUGAGGCAGGUUUGAAGACGUUCAGCGGUUUGGCCUUUGCAUGUGGGACGCCACAGUCCCAACCAGAUGAUGCAGCCUUUGGAGCUUUUGCUGCAGGAGUUUUUGGGGUUCCACCUACACUAGGCCAAUUGUCCCAGUUGAGGAGGUUGCACUUCGAAGCUUGCACAAUAGUUUUCGCGACCUUGAAGAGCAAUGUGGCUGGCGAUUUGACCGAUGGGAUUCGAAAGCUGCCUCCAGCUGAAAAGCAGGCAAGGGCAAAGGAUCAGCAGACCAGACUGACUGGCAUUGCUCUGUCAGGCGAAAUGGAACCCAGUUAUGCUUUGGUGGACAAGUGCGCCAGCAUGAGGGAAACAGGGUCGCUUCUAUGGAUCCACCCUUCACAAUGCACAAAACGUGAACAAGAGGUACAGCAGACUUUGAAAGAAAAAUCUCAAGUGCUGAAGAUUGAGAACAUGACACUGAAAAUGGCCGCAGACACUGAGACCUUUGAAGCUGACCAUGGAACGGAAUUGAAACUUAUGUGGUGUUUUCAGAGACGUGGAUUGGCAUUUGACCAAGCAGCUCUGAUUUCUUGGGACAAGCAUGAGAGUUGGGUAUCAGCCAUGUUCCAGGCUUACUCUGCAGAGCCACCGCCUUCAUUUGCGAAGGUGACCAUGCCUCAAUUGUUGCGAGCCGACAAGGAGUUGUUUACGAUUCUAGCAAGGGAAGUGGAAUCCAUCCAGCCCGAUGGUGUAGGAAACCGACCGCUGGAUGACCAAAUUACAAGGUUGAAGACGGACCCAAGGGUGACCAUGCACUUGCUGCCAUUGCCUACAAAGGCGCAUUCGGUGGAGGCCUCCAACGCUGGCAAACCAGAAAGGUGGACACACCUUUCUGUCGUGCCGCCAACGCGGAGGAAACUGACUAGGCCACCAAGGAACUUGUUUGCAGAAGAUUGGUCAGCACGUGACUCUUUCGUGCUGGAGAACACCUCUAUUCGGAAAUGGCUCAAAAGAGCAAGUGAGUUGGCCAGCAAGGAGAAAGACUUGCACGACUCUUUGGACCCAGAAGUAGCAAGGGUCCUCAAGGGCAAGAGGCUUCUGGCGCUUGAGGAGAUCCUGAAUGACAUUGGUUUUCCUGAUCGACACCUGGUCAAGGAUAUUUGUGCGGUUUUCCGCAUCAUAGGCUGGUUGCGUGACUCAAUACUUUUUCCUCAUAGAUCGAAGCCACCCCAGUACUCAGUGGAUGCGCUCCUGCGUUUUUUGAAGGGCCUCAGCAGGAGCAUUUUCGAAUCAGUUAACUUUGAAGAAGCUAUUGACGCAUCAGUUGGCGUCUGGGAAGGCACAAUCAAAGAAAUAGAGAAAGGGUGGUUGGUCGAGGACGAAAAUCCAGACCUGGACAUGCUUGUGGUUGUCAGGCGUUUUGGCCUGAUGCAGAAAUCUAAGGUACGAGUCAUCGAUGACUUCAAGCAAUGUGGAGUCAAUGGUUCAACAGGCCUCCAAGAAAAAUACGUGCUGUACUCCAUGGACGCCAUUGCGGCCACUUUGGUCCGAGCGUUAUCAGUGGGGUUGCCUGAGGGCGGAACUUUGGGUGGCACUAUUAUUGCUUUGGUGGCGGCCUACCAGCAAUAUGCAAUCCACCCCACGGACCGUGAAAGAGUCCGCAUUUGUGUGAAGGAUGUAGAACAAGGCGUGGCCAAAGUGUACAAGAUCAGCGCGCUCCCCUUCGGAGCUUCGGGAAGCGCAGCUGGCUUCCUUCGCAUAUCGGCGGCCUUCGCCUGCAUUGGACAGGUAUGCCUGGGAUUUUGGUGGUCGAGUUUAUUCGGCGAUUUCCCUACCUGGACCACCACCUCGAUGGCGGCCCAAUGCAAGACUCAGGUGCACUUGUUGUUGUAUCUCUUAGGCAUUGAUUUCGCCCGAGAUGGAGACAAAGCAGGUGCCUUCGAGGAAACCUUCAAGGCAUUGGGUUUACUCAUUGACUUGACUAAUUUCUCAGCUGGAAAAAUUCGAAUCGGACAUACCGACAGCCGUAAACAAGAGCUGCUGGACCGGAUAGCAUCACACCUUGACCAAAAUUGUUUGAAACCAAAGGAUGCGGAAAAGCUCGGAGGUCGUCUGCAGUGGUAUGGCACCUUUCUGUUUGGGAGGUUUGCGAACUAUUCUAUGAGUGUGAUCAGCAGGGGAGCCACCUCUUGUUUUUUGGAUGGUAGCUUGGACCCGCAGCUCCAUCUAGCCUUGCAGUUUCCCAAAGAGCAUGUUUCCGUUUCAAAACCAGUGGAGCUGACCAAGUCAGCCGGAAAAACCUACUACAUUUUCACCGAUGGUGCGGUUGAAUCCACGGCAGAUGGGUUGCAAAUCGUGGCCUCAGUCGGGGGCAUCUUAUACAACAUCAAUGGCGAGGCCAAAGCCUUCUUCAGCGAGCGGGUCCCACAGCUGAUUUUGGACCUGUUCCUCCAGCGUGCCGGCCACCCUAUUUUCGAGGUUGAACUUCUGGCAGCGCGGGUUGCUGCACAUGUAUGGGCCCCGGCCAUCGCUAAGUCCUACGUGGUGUUUUACGUAGACAACGAAGCCGCAAGGUUUGGUUUGGAAGAGUGCCUUCGUAUUCAAACCCUGCUGACAAACCCAGUCGUUCGAAAUCCAGCAACUGUUGGACGUUGGUUCCGCUUUGGUUAA